UGUUGAUUGCAAUGAUGAUGUUAGCGUAUUGUACUGCAAUUGCCUUGGUGUUGGGUCUCAGUGAUGCCCUGCCGGAUAUCCCACAAGAAGAAUGGGUGCUCAACUUCGACUCGCCCGUGUAUGUGUGUUCCGACGCCGCUAGCCAGGAAUUUGUCGAUACUUCAGGGGUAGAGGUGCAGAGGCACAACGAAACGUUCGCUUACAUGACUGGCACCUUUAAGUUUCUGAAGGGAAUUGAACCUUGCACUGUGGUGGAACUAAUAGUAGAAAGGGACAAAAACGGCCGAGUUGAGCCGAUGAUGACGCACGACAUUUGCGACCUGUGCGCCGAGAUAGGAGCCGAGAGCGGCUACUACAAGUACCUAAAGCACUUCGGCAUUCCUGACACCUGCCCCUUCAGUGCUGGGGAAUACUCCAUCAACGACUUCGUGCCGGCUUCCGACGACCUGCCAGUGAACCAAGCCAACGAAGCCCGGUACAUGGUGACCAUGAACUUCUACCAGAACAAGGAAUGCGACUGCAAGACCGAUCGGGUCUUCAUCGGGUGCUUGAAACUGGACCUUGUGAUAGAACCCUUGUAACUAUCCCUUAUCCAUUUGCAUGAAAUUUUAUUAAGCUGAUUAUUCUUCAUAAGAAUAUUUUGUCUGUUAUAUUUGUCACCUGAAUAAACUACACUACUUUGUGC
Molecule: messenger RNA, 685 nt
Organism: Ostrinia furnacalis (Asian corn borer)
Lineage: Eukaryota; Metazoa; Arthropoda; Insecta; Lepidoptera; Crambidae
Exons: 4
Coding region: 12-581 (189 amino acids)
Source: RefSeq, a predicted model, not a curated record